UCCAUUCUGUAGGUUUGUAGACACUUAGAAUGGUGCCUGGCAUGUAGUAGGUACUAUACUGGUGUUUAUGACAGAUGUAAUUUUAUGGGCAUAGCCCAGCAUUGGAACAAAAUUACAGUGUCUUUGGCUGAACCUCAGAUAAAACCCUUGGCUCAAUCCUUACCCAGCUGUGAGGUUCCUCAGAAGUGGGAAUUGUCUCAUUUCCUCUCGUUCCUGGGUUUGUGCUUACUAAGUGGAUGAGGAUGGUGAAACCAUCUGUGCUAUUUAAAUUGUUUAUGUUUUUAUAUUUUGCCAAGUGAGUGGUUGAAUUGGUGAAAAUUAGCUCUGUAUUUGAUGCGACUUCAUUGUAAAUAUUUACUGAGUGAAUGAGUAGAUGGAUGGGUGGAUGGACGGAUCGAUGGACAGACGGACGGAUGGAUGGAUGGAAGGAUGGAUGGAUGGGUGAAUCUGCCUUCCUGAAGGAGACUCACUCGGUCUCCCUCACACAUCCCUCCAUGUGUAACCUGUUGCUUGGAUGCCCCAUGGAGGCAGCUGUUCGUGGGUAGAAUGAGUGAAGCCAAAUUCUGGCAUCUGACACGCAAUUACACUUCUGCAGGUUUGAAGAUUUUGUUCAGGACCAUGGAGAGCAGCACCAGCAGCCCUGAACCCCCGCAGUCGGAUCCCCUUGAGGCAUUUCCCCAGAGGAACCUGGAGCCAGGUGACAUUGCAGUGCUGGUUCUAUACUUGCUCUUUGUCCUCGCUGUUGGACUGUGGUCCACAGUGAAGGCCAAAAGAGACACAGUGAAAGGCUACUUCUUGGCUGGAGGGGACAUGGUGUGGUGGCCAGUGGGUGCAUCUCUGUUUUCCAGUAACAUUGGAAGUGGACAUUUCAUUGGCCUGGCAGGGUCAGGUGCUGCUGCAGGCAUUUCCGCAUCUGCUUAUGAACUUAACGGCAUAUUCUCCGUGCUGAUGUUGGCCUGGAUCUUCCUCCCUAUCUACAUUGCUGGCCAGGUCACCACAAUGCCAGAAUACCUAAGGAAACGCUUUGGCGGCAACAGGAUCCCCAUCAUCCUGGCUGUACUCUACCUGUUUAUAUACAUCUUCACCAAGAUCUCGGUGGAUAUGUAUGCAGGUGCCAUCUUUAUUCAGCAGUCUUUGCACCUGGACCUGUACCUGGCCGUAAUUGGGCUAUUGGCCAUCACAGCUCUAUACACCAUCACAGGUGGCCUGGCUGCUGUGAUCUACACAGAUGCUGUGCAGACUAUGAUCAUGCUUAUAGGAGCACUCACCCUGAUGGGCUACAGUGAUUGUUCAGCGGACCCUGGCUGCCAAGAACCUGUCUCAUGCCAAAGGAGGCUCUCUGAUGGCCGCAUACCUGAAGGUGCUUCCUCUUUUCAUGAUGGUGCUCCCUGGAAUGGUCAGCCGUGUCCUCUUCCCAGACCAAGUGGCUUGUGCAGAUCCAGAAAUCUGUCGGAAGGUCUGUAGCAACCCCUCUGGCUGCUCUGAUAUCGCAUAUCCCAAACUCGUGCUGGAACUCCUACCCACAGUGCCAGCACCAUCUUCACCAUGGACCUCUGGAAUCAUAUCCGACCUCGGGCGUCUGAGAAGGAGCUCAUGAUUGUGGGCAGGGUAUUUGUUUUGCUGCUGGUGUUGGUAUCCAUCCUCUGGAUCCCUGUGGUUCAGGCCAGCCAGGGUGGCCAACUCUUCAUUUACAUCCAGUCCAUCAGUUCCUACCUGCAGCCACCCGUGGCUGUAGUCUUCAUCAUGGGAUGCUUCUGGAAGCGGACGAAUGAAAAGGGUGUCUUCUUGGGCCUGAUCUUGGGCCUGCUCCUAGGCUUGAUUAGGCUGGUCCUGGACUUCAUUUACGUGGAGCCUCAGUGUGGCCAGCCAGAUGAGCGCCCAGCAGUGGUGAAGGAUGUCCACUAUCUUUAUUUCUCCACCAUUCUGUCCACAGUCACCCUGGUUACUGUGUCCACCGUGAGCUGGUUCACGGAGCCACCCUCCAAGGAAAUGGUCAGUCGCCUGACCUGGUUUACUCGUCGUGACCCUGUGGUCCAGAAGAAACAGGUGCCACCUCUGCCUCUUACCCUCCCUCAGAGUGGGACACCGGAGGGUAGCCCCACCAGCAUCCAGCUGGAGAUUGUUCAAGAAAACCUGUCCAAAACCCACAGCCGUGAUGUGACCCCAAAGCAGUCCAAAGUGGUGAAAGCCAUCUUGUGGCUGUGUGGAAUGGAAAGCAAGGGCAAGGAAGAGCCCAUGAGCAAAGUGGAACCUGUCAUAGCUUCCUCGGAAGAAAACCCCUUCAUGAAAACCCUCCUGGACAUCAACCUCAUUAUCUGCAUUAGCUGUGCCAUCUUUGUCUGGGGCUACUUUGCUUAAUGUUGGCGACUGAACCCAGCGGUCUAA
Messenger RNA from Loxodonta africana (African savanna elephant), 2385 nucleotides. It is a transcript of the gene SLC5A11, whose product is annotated as solute carrier family 5 member 11. Gene Ontology annotation, molecular function: D-glucose:sodium symporter activity. Gene Ontology annotation, biological process: transmembrane transport. Lineage: Eukaryota; Metazoa; Chordata; Mammalia; Proboscidea; Elephantidae. Gene Ontology annotation, cellular component: plasma membrane. The record is from RefSeq and is a predicted model, not a curated record. The transcript is spliced from 14 exons.